Molecule: messenger RNA, 1475 nt
Organism: Ilex paraguariensis (yerba mate)
Lineage: Eukaryota; Viridiplantae; Streptophyta; Magnoliopsida; Aquifoliales; Aquifoliaceae
Source: the annotation of a GenBank genome assembly
AACUAACUCACCCACCAAAAGUUUCCUGGAAAAAGCCCCCAAAAGCUCUCAAAAAAAUCACACACACAGACACACACACAUUUCCCAAACACAGACAAAAGUCUCAGUAAUGGCAACACAAGAACAAGAACAAGAACAACCCACCAUAGCUCCUCGACCUUUAGAACCCACCUCAACCCAAGACUGCGAGAAGCUACUGACCUCGUACUUGGGUCUCAGCUUCACAAUCUUUCUUGGGUUUCUUCCAAAAUCAUCAAUCUCACUGGUCUCCACCCUCCAAACUAGCAACAAAGACCUCUCUGUAAAGCUCUUCCAAGCUGAAGAACAGCUCAAACAGCUUCACUCUAGAAGGAAAGAGGACUCCAAGGCUAAUGCGAGAGUUGUUGAGAUAUUCGCGAGCCACAGGCACGCCUGGCAGCAAGAGGAAAAGAGACUUCUACAAGAGAUCGAUGCGAGUGCUGAGGAAAUUGCACGUUUGAGGGCAACACUGGAGGAUUACGAGAAAUUACAGGUUGAAUUGAAGACUAACGUCGAAGAAUUGAAGAGAGAGGUCAGGGAAAGGGACGAGAUGUUGAAUUAUAUGGCAAUGAAGUCGACGGAAUUAAAUGGUUCUGAGAGCAAUCUUGGUGUUUCAGAUUGUUAUGAGGAAUUGGGUUCGAGGUUCGGGAAAGUUAGAGUUUCGGAGGGGAUGGAUUUGGGGAAGGAGCAGUUUUUCUUGGAGAGAGAGGGACUCAAUGUGGAUGAAAUGGGUGGUGUAUACGGACAGCGUAAUGGGUUCAAUCCAGAGUUCUUCAACUCAGCUUCGAAAUUUUGGGCUGAAAAAACUAGUCUAUGGCAGGAUGUACAGUAUGAAUCCCUUGAACCAUUGCAUCAGUUAAAACAUUUUGUUCCAAGAAGGGAGUCCCCUUGGAAGGUAGAUGGUGAAUCAACCGGAGUCUCCUCUAAAUUAAAAUUACUUGAACAGGAACUGCUGAAUUUGGAAAGAGUUGGUAAGAGUGAUCUAUCAAAGGUACCAUCACUGAUGCGAAAGCAGGCAAAGAGAUAUCAAGCUCUUGCUGGGAAGAUUGAUAAUCUGUGCAGAUCAAUGACAAGUGAUCCAUGUGAGCCCACCCUCAGUUCAGAGUUUCGGACACAAAGGCAAACAGAUUUUUUGCUUGAAGCAUUUCGACUCCAGCAACGUGCAGCUGAAACUGGACAGAAACUGAUGGCAUUACAAACCGAGACGGGGAAGAGUUAUUUUGGGGAUGAACUUGAAGGGCAAGCCAAAUUAGCCACAAGGCGGUCCUUCGACUCAAUUAGGAACAACUUCAAAGAAAUCCAGAGAAACUUGGAGAUAUGGUUGGCCAGAAUUAUUGGAGAUCUUGAAGGGAUUCUAUCUAGAGAUGGUGCUUCACGUGCAAGGGAUUAUUACAUUUCAAGAUAUCCUUUUGUUCAAUAGAAACAUCCUGGUUAGUACCAUGAAAUAUUGAUCCAAC